This is a messenger RNA of Cantharellus anzutake, 1125 nucleotides long. RefSeq names its product Isopropylmalate dehydrogenase-like domain-containing protein. Gene Ontology annotation, cellular component: cytosol. The transcript is spliced from 3 exons. Gene Ontology annotation, molecular function: NAD binding; magnesium ion binding; 3-isopropylmalate dehydrogenase activity. NCBI's taxonomy places the organism in Eukaryota, Fungi, Basidiomycota, Agaricomycetes, Cantharellales, Hydnaceae. The record is from RefSeq and is a predicted model, not a curated record. Gene Ontology annotation, biological process: L-leucine biosynthetic process. The annotation marks the transcript as partial.
UUUAAAGUGGCCGUUCUGCCAGGAGACGGGAUUGGUCCAGAAGUCAUUGCGCAAGCUGUCCGAGUCCUUCAGCAGGCGAUCUCGAAGGCGCCAGGAAUCCAAGUAUCCAUCGAAUCAUAUGACUUUGGUGGCAUCGCGAUCGACAAGCACGGCAACCCGCUACCCGAAAACACACUUAAGGCAUGCAAAGAAGCUCAUGGGAUAUUGAUGGGCUCCGUUGGUGGACCUAAAUGGGGGGUGGGUAGCAAAGUUCGACCUGAGCAAGGCUUGCUCCGACUUCGAAAAGAGCUGGGGGUAUAUGCUAAUGUCCGACCGUGCACCUUCGCAUCGGAAUCAUUGGUUUCAUCUUCUCCUCUGAAACCUGAAGUUGCGAAAGGCACAAAUAUAACCAUCGUGCGGGAGCUCAUUGGGGGUGUGUAUUUUGGACGACGGCAGGAAGUGGAAGCGUCAAUAAAGGCUGAUGAAGCGGAAGCUUGGGAUGUCAUGGCUUAUUCGAUCGGGGAGAUAAAGCGAAUCACACGAGUUGCAGCAAAAAUCGCCCUUGCCUCGAACCCUCCCGUGCCAUUACACUCUGUCGACAAGGCUAAUGUGCUUGCAACCUCAAGGCUUUGGAGGAGAGUUGUGACGGAGACAGUCAAGGAGGAAUUUCCUCAGCUCGAGCUGAAUCAUCACUUCGUAGACUCCGCUGCAAUGUUCAUCGUCGCCAAUCCGCAAAAAUUAAACGGCGUCGUCGUAACGGAAAAUUUAUUUGGAGACAUUUUGUCUGAUCAAGCCAGUGUUAUUCCUGGGUCCCUUGGGCUCCUACCUUCAGCAUCUUUGGCGGGAUUCCCGACUUCGUCGACACCCUGUGCUGGUUUAUAUGAGCCUAUUCAUGGUUCGGCCCCAGACAUUGCUGGCCAAGGCAUUGCUAAUCCAAUUGGGACUAUCCUUAGCGGCGCUAUGCUUUUAAGGUACUCCCUUGGAUUGCCCGAGCAAGCUGACGCAGUCGAGGCGGCAGUCAGAAUCGCCUUGGAUGAAAAAGAUAAGGGAGGGCUGCAUCUUCGAACGAGAGAUCUAGGGGGUCAGAUUGGGACUGUCGAAAUUGGUGACAGAAUCGUCGAAGUGUUGGGGAAACUAUUACAGUAG